This is a messenger RNA of Morus notabilis, 1880 nucleotides long. RefSeq names its product FRIGIDA-like protein 4a. The transcript is spliced from 3 exons. The record is from RefSeq and is a predicted model, not a curated record. Lineage: Eukaryota; Viridiplantae; Streptophyta; Magnoliopsida; Rosales; Moraceae. The coding region runs from base 118 to 1743 and encodes 541 amino acids.
UUCUUGUUGUUCGUCAUGAACAAAGUUGGGGUUUAGGGUUUUUCACCAUUUUCAGAAAAUUCGAUUCUCGAACUCAGAGACCUCCAAGAACUCGCCUUUCCCAUUCUCCCGCCUCCAAUGGCGACCGAAUUGGUCGUGAACACGGAGAGAGUCGAGAAAUUCCUCGACGACCUUGAGGCUCAGAAGACAAUUCUCUCCACAUGCACUCAGCUCUUCAAAACCCUAACCUCCCACUUCAGUUCCCUCCAAAAAUCCCUCUCCGAGAAGCACCAAUCAUUGGAUUCCAAAAUCAAAGCCCUAGAAUCCCACUCCCGCCGGACCCUAGAGUCCCUCGACCGCCGCGAGUGCUCGAUCCCCGAUCACGAAUCGAAUGCCGCCGCCCGAAUCGCGGAACAGAAAGAUUCAGCCUUAGCGGAGUUUGAGAAGCAAAUUCCCGCGAAUUCGGAACUCUCCGAGGCGCUGAAAUCGUUUUCCCGGAGAAUGGAUUCGUCGGGACUGUUGAGCUUCGUCGUCUCGAAGAGGAAGGAAUCCAUCUCAUUGAGAUCGGAGAUCGGGGAUUCGUUGUCGGAGGCGGUGGACCCGCCGAGUUUGGUUCUCGGCUCGUUGGAGGAGUUUGUGAAUUCCAAGUCCAAGAAAGUUGGAGUUACCGAUAAGCGAUGGGCGUGCGGAUUGCUGGUUCAGGCAUUGUUUCUGGAAUGGAAUUCGGGCAAGGAAGGACCGCGCUUCGCGAGGAGCGUCGUCGACAGAGCUGCCAAGGUUUUGGAGCGGUGGAAGGCGCAGAUUGAUGGUGGCGAAUCUGGAGGUUCAAGUCUUGGGGCUGCGGAAGCGGUAAUGUUUGUGCAGAUGGUGGUCGGGUUUUGGCUUAGAAAGGAGUUCGACGAGGAGUUCUUGAAGAAGAUAGUGAUGGAACAUGCGGCGAGGAGGGAUAUGGCAAAGCUCGCCGCUCAAUUGGAGAGUAAAGAGAAGAUGGAAGAUAUCAUCGAUGAGUUGGUGAAGAAUGGCAAAGAGAUAGAAGCUAUCUAUCUUGCUUCCGAAUCUGGUUUGACAGAAAGAUUUUCUCCUGUUGCUCUGCUCAAGUCAUUUCUUCAAAACUCCAAAAAGAAUGCUUCAAAUAUAUUAAAGAAUGGAAAUAAUAACUUGUCUGCAAUGGAGGAAUCCAAUAAUCUGGAGCUGAAUUCCAUCAGAGCAAUAAUCAAAUGUGUAGAAGACCACAAGCUCGAAUCAGAAUUUUCCGUUGAUAACUUGAGAAAGCGAGCUACUCAUAUAGAGAAAGCCAAGGCUGAAAGGAAAAAGAGCUCGGCUGGUUCCAGUAAAACUCAAAACAAGCGAGGCUACAGUGGUGCUAGCGGUGGCCGAGGUGGUGGCGGAUCAUCUUCUUCCCGCCCUGCAAAAGCGGCCAAGUAUUCCAACGCUUACCCCUCCUUUAGCCGGAGGAAUGGGAAUCCUCCUCCUGCACGCAGUAGCCCUGUGAUCGCAAGAUAUUCUGGGCCCCACAAUUACCCUGUUCAGAGCGUCUACGAUGCUCCUGCUCCAUCCCCGUAUGCCUCGACGUAUGGGGUCCCCCAUACCCAAAGCCCUGCAGGCAUUCCUCAGCACCAGUACCCCCACCUCGGGGACAACAUGAGUGCCGGUGGUGCUCCAUUUCGCGGCAGUGGUUCUUACAGUGGCCAGACCAGCUAUGGUACAUAUGAUUAUGCCAAUCCUGCUCCACCAAGUUAUCAACCAUCUCGGUAUCCCCAAUAAUUUAGAAGGAAAAUGGCUAAACGAGUGUCAUGUAUGUCUUGUCUUUUUGGCCAAGGAUCAAAGAGAUAAAAUAAUCUAUUUUUUUUUCCCUAUAAUCUUCACAUGGGCCCAUCCUUAUUUAAGAGUGCCCCCUUCUA